This is a messenger RNA of Apus apus (common swift), 4155 nucleotides long. RefSeq names its product collagen type XXI alpha 1 chain (gene COL21A1). NCBI's taxonomy places the organism in Eukaryota, Metazoa, Chordata, Aves, Apodiformes, Apodidae. The record is from RefSeq and is a predicted model, not a curated record. The transcript has 30 exons. The coding region runs from base 54 to 2927 and encodes 957 amino acids.
AUUGGCACCAGGUUAAAUCAUUUUGAUCUCAAGACUUUGAAAAUACAAUACACAUGGCACAGAUUGUAACACUUUUUCAGAUGCUAUUGAUUCUGCUACUUCAUGAUUACAUCUCAGCUGAAGAUGGGGAAAAAAGAGCAAGUUGCAGAACUGCUCCAGCUGAUUUAGUUUUUAUCUUAGACGGCUCUUACAGUGUUGGCCCAGAAAAUUUUGAAAUAAUCAAAAGCUGGCUUGUCAAUAUUACAAGAAACUUUGACAUAGGGCCAAAGUUUAUUCAAGUUGGAGUUGUCCAGUACAGUGAUUACCCUGUACUUGAAAUUCCCCUUGGAACUCAUGAAUCCACUGAGAACCUCAUCAGGGAAAUGGAGUCCAUACACUACUUGGGAGGAAAUACAAGAACAGGAAGAGCCAUUCAGUUUGCCUUUGACCAUCUUUUUGCAAAAUCUUCAAGAUUUUUAACAAAAAUAGCAGUUGUUCUCACUGAUGGAAAGUCCCAAGAUGAAGUCAAAGACAUAGCAGCAGAAGCAAGGAAAAAUAAAAUCACUUUGUUUGCUAUUGGUGUUGGCUCAGAAAUUGAGGAGGAUGAACUUAAAGCUAUUGCCAACAAGCCGUCAUCAACUUAUGUAUUUUAUGUUGAAGAUUAUAUUGCAAUAUCAAGAAUUAAAGAAGUUAUAAAGCAGAAACUCUGUGAGGAAUCUGUUUGUCCAACACGAAUUCCAGUGGCAGCUCGAGAUGAAAAAGGAUUUGACAUUCUUGUUGGAUUAGGAGUGAAGAAAAAGGUUAAGAAAAGAAUUCAGAUACCAACCACUAAUGCAAAAGCUUAUGAAGUGACCUCACAUGUUGAUCUGUCGGAAUUGACGAGGAAUGUUUUUCCAGAAGGUCUGCCUCCAUCCUAUGUGUUUGUUUCCACACAAAGAUUUAAAGUAAAAAAGACAUGGGAUUUGUGGAGAAUUCUAAGUCUGGAUAAGAGACCACAGAUUGCAGUCACUAUUAAUGGAGAAGAGAAAACAUUAUCGUUCACUACAACAAGUUUAAUAAAUGGCACACAAGUUAUUACUUUUGCUGUACCUCGAGUAAAGAUAUUGUUUGAUGAAGGCUGGCAUCAAAUUCGUCUCCUAGUAACAGAAGAUUUUGUAACUUUGUAUAUAGAUGACCAAGAAAUUGAAACAAAGCCGUUACAUCCUGUUUUAGGUAUUUACAUCAGUGGCCUAACCCAAAUAGGAAAGUAUUCUGGAAAGGAGGAAACUGUACAGUUUGAUAUACAAAAACUACGAAUCUACUGUGACCCAGAACAAAAUAAUCGAGAAACAGUCUGUGAAAUCCCUGGAUUUAAUGGAGAGUGCAUGAAUGGUCCUAGUGAUGUAGGCUCAACACCUGCUCCCUGCAUAUGCCCGCCAGGAAAACAAGGACCCCCAGGGCCCAAAGGUGAUCCUGGGCAGCCCGGAAAUCAUGGUUAUCCUGGUCAGCCUGGUCCAGAUGGUAAGCCUGGAUAUCAGGGAUCAGCAGGAACUCCAGGUAUCCCAGGAACUCCUGGGGUUCAAGGACCACGUGGCUUACCAGGUAUCAAGGGAGAGCCAGGGAAAGACGGGGCUAAGGGUGACCGUGGACUACCUGGCUUUCCUGGAUUACAUGGAAUGCCAGCACCAAAGGGAGAAAGAGGUCCUAAAGGAGACCAAGGAGUGCCAGGAAUAUAUGGGAAAAAGGGUUCAAAAGGAGAAAAAGGUGAUAUGGGGUUUCCAGGAAUGCCUGGGCGAGCUGGAGACCCUGGCAGAAAUGGGAAAGAUGGAUUACCAGGAAGUCCUGGCUUCAAGGGAGAAGUUGGACAACCUGGAUCUCCAGGCCUAGAAGGACAUCGUGGAGACCCUGGAAUUCCUGGAAUCCCUGGAAAUCCAGGAGCAAAAGGACAAAAGGGUGAAAUUGGACCACCAGGUCAACCAGGAGCAAAAGGGUCACCAGGAGAUACUGGUUUGAUGGGACCAGAAGGCUCAUUUGGUCUACCUGGAGCUCCUGGACCUAAGGGUGAUAAAGGUGAACCUGGAAUACAGGGGAAACUAGGAUCAUCAGGAGCCAAGGGAGAACGAGGAGUACCAGGCACUCCAGGUGAACCAGGCUACCCAGGCAUGCCAGGUAUCCAGGGUAUAAAGGGGGAUAAAGGAAAUCAAGGUGAAAGUGGCAUCCAGGGACUGAAAGGAGAAAAAGGAAGACAAGGAAAUCCAGGCUUACAGGGAGUAGAAGGAUUGAGUGGACAACGAGGAGAGAAAGGUGAAAAAGGAGAUCCAGGCAUUCGAGGGAACAAUGGGCAAAAAGGAGAAUCCGGUAUCCAAGGUUUGAUUGGACCUCCUGGUCUCAGAGGUCAGCCAGGAGACAGAGGACCCCCAGGGCUACCUGGAUCAGAUGGAAAACCUGCACGAGAUUUUUCAGAAGAAUUUAUUCGACAGGUGUGUUCAGAUGUACUGAGAACCCAGUUGCCUGCUAUCCUUCAGAGUAGAAGGCUACAAAACUGUAACCACUGUCAGUCCCAAAGUGCUUCUCCAGGACUUCCAGGACCACCAGGUCCAAGAGGCCCUGAAGGCCCAAGAGGAUUUCCUGGUUUACCAGGAAACGAUGGCAUUCCAGGGCUGACAGGCAUCCCAGGUCGCCCCGGGGCUCGUGGAACAAGAGGCCUGCCAGGAAAGAAUGGCGCAAAAGGCAAUCAAGGAAUUGGGGCUCCUGGGAUUCAAGGUCCCCCGGGACCUCCAGGUCCUGAAGGUCCGCCGGGUAUGAGUAAGGAAGGAAGUCCUGGAGAACGUGGGCAACCUGGUAAAGAUGGAGAUCGUGGCGGUCCGGGAAUGCCAGGACCAGUUGGACCCCCUGGAAUUUGUGACCCAUCACUAUGUUUUAGUGUAAUCGUGGGGAGAGAUCCAUUUCGAAAGGGACCAAAUUACUGAUUUGUGAUACAAUAAUUUAGAGGAAUAGGUGUGGUGCUUGUCUUUUAUGGUCUUUCAAGUCUCAGGAAGGUGACCAGCAAUAACUCUAUAAGCAGAAGCAAAAGUACCUCUGACAUUAUAAACAUUACAAAUAAUGAUCUCAAAGGUUUUAUCUUCCUUAGAAAAGAAAUUCCACUAUUUUUUUUAUAACUUACGUUGAUUGAAUCUUAAGUGUUUUUGAAGAGAAUAUCAGUUUUAAUAGGACUAAAAUGAACUAUAAUAUUUGGUAUUUAGUAAGAGUCUCUCAUACUCCUGUCACCACUGAAAUCCUUUGCAAGAUUGCUGGAGAUGCCACUGAGGAGCAGGACUAGACCUGAAAUUAUAUUGGUCAGGUAUAAAUUACUGUGAAAUUUUUCACAUGCAGCCGACAUAUACAGUAUUUGAUUUUGAAAGAAUGUGGCUGGCUUUAUCUUCAUAUGUGUGUGAAUCUCAUUGGCUUGUGUACAUUUCAUAUGUCACGGCUCCAAAUGUUCUGUGAGCAAAAGCAUAUAUCAGAUUUUUAUAAAUUAAGAGAAGUAUCUGGACUUAUUAUGGAAUUUAUAUCACCUAUUUUGCUGUGCAGCUCUUUGCUUAAAACCAAGGUGAAAUGCAAGGGUAGAACUCCUACUGAUUCAAGAAAGGCCAAAGUUUUAUUGAAGGUAUAAAAGUUCCAUGUGGGUGAUUCAGUUUAUAUGAAAAUAGCAUUACAAAAUAAAAAAUAGCAAACUGGUCUAGCUACUUUAUAGAUAUGAUUUGACCAAAAAAAAAAUAUUAAAAAUGUUUGCACAACCCCAGCGUAGCAGUUCUGCAUAAUUAAGUACUAACUUAUAUACCCUUUACUGUUUCUCCCCAAGGACUGCAGUUUCCAAAUUGAAGAAGCAGGUUUACUAGGAGAAAGGUCUAACUGAUGGCUGACUAGCUGCAAUGUUUCUUAUGCUGUUUCUUUUUUAAUGUUAAGCAAGCUAUGUGUAAUUUUUAUUGUAUGCUUUGCUGAUUAGUUGUAUUGCUUGCUUUUACAUAAAGAGCAAAGGCACAGUUCCCAUGAAAAUUGACAUUGCAUUUCUUAAAUUAAGGUAGUCUUGUACUGAACUUAACCAAUGCUUUAUAAGUGGCUUUCUCUAAUGUGUUGUUUUUAUGUUGUCUUCUAUCAGAGAUUGGUAAUAUGCUUGACAUUCAAGGUAAAAUAAAAUUUUGUAAAGAACUGGUGGUA